ACCGAACUUGGCUUGAUCCUAUCUAUCAUCUCCGUCGAUCAGGAAUUAGAGUUCGUUGAUCGGAGUUUUGUUUAUACGAUCAAUGGUUUCCCGGAGAUAUUACCGGAGCUUAAGAUCUUGUACCGGAUGGCGUCGGUUUCUAUUACUUGUCCCCGUACUCGUUGUUCUUCCUCACCUCUCAUCACUUGUUGAUUAUUCUUCUUCGACUAGAGCUAAGAACGAAGCGCCAAGCACUCGUAACAAGAAACUAGAUCACCUUGUGCUCGUUCCUGCUGCUGGAGUCGGCUUUCCCGAUAGAUUGCAUUGCCAAGGCACGAAGGCUCUGAACAAGACACACACUACAAAUUCUCAUGUGUCUGGUGCUGCUGGAAAUGGUGUUUCUUUUGUCACAGUGUUUACUGUUUAUAAUAAUAACACAUCACUCGGUGAUUUGAAAUCCUCCAAUAUGGUUUCUGUUGUUGGGAAUGUUACCUACAGCAAGCCAGAGAGGUCAAUGGCUGUUCUAAACGCAUUCGCCUACUUCAUUCUGGUGAGUAUGCCCAAGAGCAGCGUUGUCAUAUUGACCGAUCCAGCUUCUCAACUUUCUAUCCAAGCAAGCAACGUGAUGGUAGAGCCUAUUCCUGGUGAUUAUUCACGUGCUAACCUGAUGCUUCAAAGAAUCAGGUCUUACAUUACCUUUCUUGAGAUGAAGCUCGAGAAGAAUGAUGGUGUGAUAAACCACUAUAUCUUCACUGAUUCUGAUAUAGCUGUGGUUGAUAACAUCGAGACUAUAUUUGACAAGCAUCCAAACUUCCACAUAGCUCUCACAUUCAGGAACAAUAAAGAUCAACCUCUGAACUCAGGUUUUAUAGCUGUGAGAGGAACCCGUGAAGGGAUCCUAAGGGCUAAAGUUAUUCUUGAACAAGUCUUAAAAGCUUACAAAACCAAAUACAUGAAGGCAUCGCGUAUGCUUGGUGAUCAGUUGGCUCUGGUAUGGGUUGUCAAAUCCCAUCCUUCAUUUGACGCAAAGAGAUUCACAAAGCCACAAGCGUUCACACAAGAAAUAGCUGGAGCUUCAGUUCUGUUUCUACCAUGUGCCCUAUACAACUGGACGCCUCCUGAAGGUGCUGGUCAGUUUCAUGGCAUGCCAUUAGAUGUCAAGAUUGUUCACUUCAAAGGUUCGAGGAAACGCUUAAUGCUAGAGGCAUGGAACUUCCACAAAUCUACUUCGAACAUUCCAGAUAUGUUGUGUCUUGUUCUAGGUAGUGGAAGAACUAAAUACGAUUUCUAAACUUGUUGACCAUGA
This is a messenger RNA of Brassica oleracea var. oleracea, 1285 nucleotides long. RefSeq lists its product as uncharacterized. The coding region runs from base 83 to 1270 and encodes 395 amino acids. The transcript has 6 exons. The record is from RefSeq and is a predicted model, not a curated record. NCBI's taxonomy places the organism in Eukaryota, Viridiplantae, Streptophyta, Magnoliopsida, Brassicales, Brassicaceae.